AAAGAACAGAGUCACAUCAUCUUUUCUAUGAUUAAUAACAUUAUGUCCUGUGGAGAUAUUUGUUCACAGGAUUUAAGGUCAGAGGGAUUUACUGAAUUUUUAAAAUGUUUUUAUAAUUAUCGGUAAAAUAUCUUGAAUCGUGUUUAUUUCGGCCUCGACAGUUGUCCCUGAGUUUCCCAUCAGGAUCAUUGAAUUUAAAUGCAAUAAUUGAUAAAUGUAACUGAGUGUUUAUACACGUUGAUCAAAGCUUCAGUAGAAAUGAGAGCUGACUUGGAUGCAGAGAAAAGAACAGGGAAGUGGAGAGAGUUCCCUUAAACCAGCGUCAUGUGGCUGAAACUGAGAAUAAAGACUUCUGUCACACGCACCGUGUCCAACACUGUUGUCUUCUUAGUAUUAAAUACACAUACACCACAGGGUAUUAGCUACAGCUAGCUGAAACUAUUGUUGUUCUUUUGGAGGUUUGUUUUUCUGUUGAACUUUAUUGGUUUGUAUUGAUGGGUGUAUCUAAUUUUUUGUCCACCCCAUUUAAAUCAAUGAGGGUGAGUUAAAGAGCCGAGAAACCUUUCUGUUUAUCAGCAACACAAACAUCCUCUCAAAGGAUCACGCGGCUGAAUCGACUUCUCUAAAACGCAACGUCAUAACCUUCAAGGAGUCAAGGAGUCAAGGAUUAUUUGUCAUUAUGAAACACGAGGAUGCACAACAUAAUUCAUUUUUAGCCUUUUUACAACACAAACAAACAAACAAACAAAACGCAAACUGUAGAACAUCCCUGUAGAGCAUUUGUUGAGUUUGCAUCAUACGGAAUGUAAACUAUGUAUCUCUAUAAACUAUACAAACAAAAGAUGGCCGACGUCUUCACUUUAAAAAGUCCACAUGAGGGAAACAUUGUCCUUCAUCUCAGACUGUGUGAGCACCACACAUCAUGACGUAAGCAACGGUCACAAAGGUUGUUUUCAUACCAAUAAACAGCAGGGUGGUUGCACAACAACAACAACUGUAUGACAUGUGGAUGAAACAAUGGGAGGAAAGCAGCUGCUCUGCUGUCAGCUGAUACUUGUAUGUCUUUGCAGACGGUGGUUUUGUCUCUUUAAUAUCCUUUGAGCUCUUUGCAGGCACCUCACGUCACCAAUAUCAAGCUGAGUCUAUUCUCGCCGUAGUGAACGUGGUCGUUCACCUCUAAUUUAUUAUCUCUUUCAUUUUACAGACUAAAGAUAAAUCAAGAAUGAAAUAGUGAUUUUUAUUAAUUAUUUUUAUGUUUUAUAGACGAAACAUAAAGCACAUAUUCCUCUGGAUGACUAACGAUCGGCCCGUGUGCUCUGCAGGUCUCCGGGCGGCCCUCCUCCUCUCGGCGUUCUUCAUGCUGCUUGGAUCGGCUGUGAGGAGCAUCCCUCUGAAGGAGCAGCCUCUCAGGAGAUGGUUGAUCCACGGAGGUCACUUCCUGAACGGUCUGGCGGGCCCCACCAUCAUGAGCUCAGGCCCCUUCCUCUCCACCACGUGGUUCGCCCCCGACCAGAGAGCCACCGCCACGGCCGUGGCCUCGCUCUUCUGCUACCUGGGCAGCGCCACCUCCUUCCUGGUCGGCCCUCUGGCGGUGCCGGCCCCCAACCUCACCGGGGCGGCGACCACCGCCGUGGCGGCGGUUUCCGACAGCUCCAUCCGAGACCGGAUCCAGCUGGUGAUGUAUGCAGGUAUUGACAGCUCGGAGGAUCGAUAGCACAUUGUUUCUUACAUCAUGUCGAAGGACAACAAAUACAGUCAGAAAAAAACAAUUAUAAUGUUCAUAACCGCCCCUCGUGGAAGAGUGGAUUUCUGUUACGCUUAACUGAUUCAGAAAUGUAAAAGAGAAACACAGCGUAAUAGAUGGAGGCUGCAGCUCUUGUUUAACCUACAGGGGUCUGUAGGUCUUAAUGUCUAAAGGACAGCGUGGACACCAGCACUGAUGUCUAAAGGGCGGAUCAAUGAGCUGUAAUGGGCAGUAAUGGGAUCAAUACGACGUAAAGACAGACAAGAGAUGUUCACUGCAGUGGAGUCAGAGAGCAAGGGCUUCAGAUGAGGAACGCACCCAACCAUCAUUCAUCAAUACUCUGAUCAUUCAUCAAUACUCUGAUCAUUCAUCAAUACUCUGAGCAUUCAUCAAUACUCUGAUCAUUCAUCAAUACUCUGAUCAUUCAUCAAUACUCUGAUCAUUCAUCAAUACUCUGAGCAUUCAUCAAUACUCUGAUCAUUCAUCAAUACUCU
Molecule: messenger RNA, 2238 nt
Organism: Anarrhichthys ocellatus (wolf-eel)
Lineage: Eukaryota; Metazoa; Chordata; Actinopteri; Perciformes; Anarhichadidae
Product: solute carrier family 49 member 4 homolog
Exons: 2
Coding region: 1253-1714 (153 amino acids)
Cellular component (GO): intracellular membrane-bounded organelle; membrane
Source: RefSeq, a predicted model, not a curated record